Hordeum vulgare subsp. vulgare (domesticated barley) is the source of this 924-nucleotide messenger RNA. RefSeq names its product mitochondrial import inner membrane translocase subunit PAM16 like 2-like. Bases 333 to 677 code for a protein of 114 amino acids. Gene Ontology annotation, cellular component: TIM23 mitochondrial import inner membrane translocase complex. The record is from RefSeq and is a predicted model, not a curated record. NCBI's taxonomy places the organism in Eukaryota, Viridiplantae, Streptophyta, Magnoliopsida, Poales, Poaceae. The transcript is spliced from 4 exons. Gene Ontology annotation, biological process: protein import into mitochondrial matrix.
UUGUUGCAGGCCCAGUUGGGUAACGUCUUUCUUGCUUCCCAAGACGAAAACCCAAAUCCAACACGCACAAAAAGCCCGGAUUCGCCACAACCACAAAGCCAAACCCGUCUCCGCCAGCCAGCCAGAGAGCGAUUCGCCGCCGCCGCCGCCGCCGCCGGCGUCAAGCCUCCAGGGAGCGAGCCCCUCCGUCCACAAGACAGCCUCGCACCACCGGCCCCCGUCCCGCGCUCCCUCACGGGCACCGCGUCUCCCGCGAGAACCGCGCCCGCCUAGCUAGCCAGGGUGUCCGCCACCGCCGGAGAGAGGAAGGGGAGGACCAGAACCAGAGCGCGAUGGCCGGACGGCUCCUCGGGCAACUCCUCGUCAUGGGCGGCGCCGUCGUCGGCAGGGCCGUGGUGCAGGCCUACCGCCAGGCCAUCGUCAAUGCACAGAGAACCGGAGCUGCACAGGAAGCUGUGAACGGUAUUCGAAGGGCUAGCAAGGCCAUGACUGAGCAAGAAGCCCGGCAAAUAUUGGGUAUCAGUGAAAAGACGAGUUGGGAAGAGAUCGUGCAGAAGUAUGAUACGAUGUUUGAGAAGAACGCCAAGAGUGGAAGCUUCUAUCUCCAGUCGAAAGUACACCGGGCCAAAGAAUGUCUGGAGUCUAUACACCAUGAUAAGCCUGACAUAAUGAACUGAGAUGGCCAGUGUUUUGUCCAAUCUAUUGAUUUUGUCAUUGAUGUUCUGUCCAUGCUAUGCUGGGUUGCUGCAUCAGGUCAAAUUGGUUGUAACAGGGAGCUUGUUCCACUUUGACUCGAAUAAUAUAUAUUUAACAAAAGGAACAUCGUCUGAUUUGUUUUUUCAGAGGCGGUGCCUCGUUUCCUUGCAAAUUCAGAUGUUGAGACCUUUGUGUUGUUGGGAUCAUCGGUAAUGUUUGAUUCUUGUA